Messenger RNA from Toxotes jaculatrix (banded archerfish), 2101 nucleotides. RefSeq lists its product as uncharacterized. The record is from RefSeq and is a predicted model, not a curated record. The transcript has 13 exons. The coding region runs from base 69 to 1805 and encodes 578 amino acids. NCBI's taxonomy places the organism in Eukaryota, Metazoa, Chordata, Actinopteri, Toxotidae. Gene Ontology annotation, molecular function: protein binding.
CUUGUGGCGCGUUUUCGUAGUAGCGGAAAUUUAUUGUUUCAGUGCUCACCUACGACCCUGAAACAAAAAUGGGGAGGCUGAAUUUUUAUGUCCUGUGGUCCGUGCGUGACGCUCCCCGUCAGUUUAUCAGCAAAUCCAACCGAAGGUGCUUUCAAGUCCACAUCCCGCUGCCUCUGCCCAAACAGCUGGUCAUCUUUGGUCUUGGAGAGUGGAAAGGCAGCGAUACAACGAUAUCAGUCGAGGUUUUGGUCAGUGCAGAGGUACAGGCCCAGAGAAUUGGGACUCUGUCAUCUCAAGCAAGGUGCCUGACUUGGGAGGGUGAUUGGAGCACGGACAUCGUCUCAGUAGCAGCAGAGAGAGGCAGGAGAGGGGUUUAUGGCAAGAUUGUGCUCACAGUGUGUGGAGAGGAUAAAAGCAGUGUCUUCAGCAGUACUCCUCUGGUUCAAAGGAAAUGUCUGUUCCCAGAACAGCACAAUGCAACUGAUCUCUGCAGCACAUUACACCAAAGUGCUGAAAAUGAAACUAUUACCCCCAACUCCUCACACUUGGGUGACAGUGUUUGCUUUGCUGAGAUCCAAGUGAAUAAAAUUGACACCAGUGAUUCCACUGUGGGACAUAAAGGCCCAAUCUGGCCGACGGACAAGACACCCAGGCGGACAGUUAUCAGUAAGAGAGGUCACCUGACAUGGAGCUCUGAGGACAUGGACAGUCUCACUGAGGACAUAGACCAGGCUUCAACCCCCAAGAAAAAGAGGCUGUCCAGGAUGAACAGCCAAGAAGAAAUAACAGUGCAGAUAAAGAAUGAGAACAGAGACGUUUCAGCAUGUCCAUCGAAGCGAUGGAGCCAUACAAUGUGUCUGAGUGACCCCGACACUGCCAUCCUCAUCGGAGGGGAGACAGCAGAUCAGAACUACUGCAAGGACUCCCUGUGGAAGCUUGAGCUAGACAGUGACUUCUGGUUCCCCAUGAACUCCUCUGCUUCUGAACCUGUCCCGCUGUGUUCCAGAGGACACUCUGCAACAUAUGACCCAGACUCCAAGUCAGUCUUUGUUUACGGAGGCCUGAGGGAGUCUCAGCGCUACAGCGAGCUGUACAUCCUUAAUACUCUGACCUGGAAGUGGAAGCUUGUCACUGCAAAAGGGAAUGUUCCAGCUUUGGCGUAUCACUCUGCAGCAUUUUAUAAGAAAGAGCUUUUUGUCUUUGGGGGAGUCCAGCCGGGCCAUUCUUCUGCAGAUAAAUCCUGCAGUAAUGCUUUGUACAUCUUCAACCCAGAGUUUGAACUCUGGUACCAACCCAUUGUGGAGGGGGACAGACCUCUGCCUCGGUUCGGGCAUUCAGCCACACUUCUCUCACAGAGGCUAAUAAUAUUUGGUGGCCGGAAGACUGCAGCCUACCUUAAUGAUCUCCACGUUCUAGAUCUGGGAUUCAUGGAGUACACAGCUGUGAAGUGUGGGAACAUGCCACCGCUGCCUCGAGGGUUUCAUGCGGCGCUUCCAGUUUCAGACAACAGGAUUUUAGUCAGUGGGGGCUGUAGUGCAAUCGGGGCCCUACAAGAUGUACACAUCUUCAACACUGAUACCAACAUGUGGAGUUCAGUGGCAUCUCCCAUGCUUUGCUCCAAGCCUCGUGCCGGACACAGUAUGAUAAGUUUGGGCUGCUCCAUCCUAACAGACACCGAGAAGCAUGAACAGGGUGAAAAUGUCAAAGUCCACUGCACACUGCUGGUGUUUGGUGGGUCAGACUGCUCUGGUACCUUCUACAACGACACAGUCAAGUGCACAGUGGAGGUUCCUGGUGACAAGUGAUGGAUUCAUCAGGGAAAUAAACCCAAGCAGGACAGUUGUUUUUCUAAUCUUUAAACAGUGGAGGAUGAUCUCCAAGUGUAUUUGCCUAACAUUUAUUUUUCUACUUGUCUGUUUUUCUUUACAUGUAAUUCUAAUGAUGUAUUUGAAGGCUUAGACUUUACUGUAGCAUCCUUUUUAUUCUUUCAUUUCCGUCUCCACAAUAACCAUCCAUACUUCCACCAUGCAGCUAGUAUGCUGUGCUUUGAAUAACAAAUCUUGGAUCUGCAUGUUUUACACAUUACUUAAUGUCCUUCACC